Corylus avellana is the source of this 820-nucleotide messenger RNA. RefSeq names its product microsomal glutathione s-transferase. Gene Ontology annotation, molecular function: glutathione transferase activity; glutathione peroxidase activity. The record is from RefSeq and is a predicted model, not a curated record. NCBI's taxonomy places the organism in Eukaryota, Viridiplantae, Streptophyta, Magnoliopsida, Fagales, Betulaceae. Gene Ontology annotation, cellular component: membrane; endoplasmic reticulum; nuclear envelope.
CGACCCGUAGUGUGAAAGCCCACACAGAAGCAAAGAAGCCCAUUUAUAACCACACCCCACCUCUGGAUUAUCUAUCUCCAUAUUCUCAAACACCACAAAAGUCAAUAGCUAGCAUAUCUUCAUCUCAGAUCGGAACAGAGAAAAAUGGGCGGAGUGGAAUUGGUGCUGCCUAAGGAAUACGGCUAUGUGGCCAUUGUUCUCGUUUUCUACUGCUUUCUCAACUUGUGGAUGGGUGCCCAAGUUGGCAAAGCCCGCAAACAGUUCAAGGUGCCAUAUCCAACCCUCUACGCUUCAGAAUCUGAAAACAAAGAUGCAAAGCUCUUCAACUGUGUUCAGAGAGGGCAUCAGAACUCGCUGGAGAUGAUGCCCAUGUUUUUCAUGCUGAUGAUACUAGGAGGGAUGAGACAUCCUUGCACGUGCGCUGCGCUUGGUUUGGUUUACACAGUGAGCCGAUAUUUCUACUUCAAAGGCUACGCCACAGGCGAUCCCCAGAAGCGUCUCACUUUAGGGAAAUAUGGCUUCUUGGCUUUGAUGGGGCUCAUGGUCUCCACUCUUUCAUUCGGGGUCAGACUGCUUCUUUAAUUGAUCAAUGGUGUUGAUCAAUGUGCCUGUUCUUGCCUCUGUUAGUUGGGAUUUUGAAUAAGUAAAAGGAAUGUUUGGAUUUGAUGGGUUUUAGACUUCUUAAUAGUUUUCUUUUGUAAAAUUUUGGUACCUUUGUACCACAAGUUGGGAUCUGAUGGUGAUGGUGUCAUUUUCUUCAUGUAGUUGGUGACUUUGAAUCAUCUUUCUAUAAUGGCUAAUAGGUUUUUACCUUUCAGUU